UACAUAUUAUGUUAUGUUGUGGCAAAAAUCACUUAUAACAACUAUAUAUUGUGUUAUAUUAUAGUCGUUGACAUGAUUGUAAUAUUUGGAGAAGCUGCAGAAAUCGUACGAUACGAGUCUCCUCUCUUAUUCUCACUCUCUAAGAUUUCGCCGGUUUUCCUUUCAGGCAGAAUCCUCAAACUAAUAUCGGUAGAUUAAAGUUUUCGUAUUUAUCCUUCUUCCUUCCUGAGAUAUAUGUUGUGCUUUUCAAGAUGUGCACGCAACCUGUUUGUCAUAAGUCCCAACAGAAAAAAUUAUACGAUAAGAUCCAUGAUGGAUGCUACUUCAACCAAAAAACGAGGGUACUUCGAAGACCCAGUUGAAUUUUAUGCUCAACGAGAGGAUGUAAUAUCUUGGACGUCUAAAAUCACUAAUUUGGUAAGAGCAGGUCAGCCAGAAUCUGCUUUUGGCUUCUUCAAGAUGAUGUUCUCAAAUGGGCACAGACCAAAUUAUGUGACAAUGCUGAGUGUAAUAAGAGCUAUUGAUGCAUUGAGCUGGGAUUCAAUGAUCGAGGUGAUGCAUGGAGUAACGAUCAAAAUGGGUUUUGAGUCAGAAGUGGCAGUUUCAACAGCCCUUCUAGGAUUUUAUUCAAUUCGUGAUAUUGAGACCGUCUGGAAAUUGUUUAAUCAGAUUCCUUGUAAAGAUGUUGUUUUUUGGAGUGCCAUAAUCUCAGCUUGCGUGAAAAAUGGUCAGUAUAGUGAAGCAUUUGAUCUUUUAAGAGAGAUGCAAGAUCAAGGAGUUCAACCAAACCAAGUAAGCAUCGUAAGCAUUCUACCUGCUUGUGCUGAUUUUGGUGUUCUAUCUUUAGGUAAAGAGUUGCACGCGUUUUCAAUGAGAAAGGAUUUUUAUUCUAUGGUUGAUAUUCAGAAUUCACUCAUGGAUAUGUAUUCAAAAUGUAGAAUGUUUGAGGCAUCAAUUAAAGUUUUGAAGUUGAUGAGGAAAAAGGACGCAGUAUCAUGGAAAAUUAUAACUCAUGCGUGUAUCCAAAACAAUUAUCCUAGUGAAGUGUUCAAAAUUUUCUCAAGGAUGCGAUCUUUGGGGUUUGAGCUAAGCGAAACGAUGGUGCUGGAUAUGAUAUCUGCAGUAUUGCUAGUUGAUGAACUUUUACUUGGCUUGGCUGUUCAUUGCUAUGCAUUAAAAGGUGGUUUUCUCUGUUUUAUUCUAGUUGGAACUGAACUUCUCCAAAUGUAUGCUAAAUUUGGUGAUUUAAGGUUGGCCAAGCUUGUAUUUGACGAGCUUGUUGACAAAGAUAUCAUUGCCUGGAGUGCAAUGAUCUCAGUUUACUCUCAUGGUGAAGAUCCACUUAAUGCGAUCCAGACAUUUAAAAUGAUGCAAUCAACUAAUGAAAAGCCGAAUGAGAGAACUUUCGUAAGUCUAAUGGAUGCUUGUUCUUCAUUGGGUGCUAAGGAGCUGGGAGAAAGUAUACAAGCUCAUACAAUAAAAUGUGGGUAUACGUCUAAUACACAUUUGAUGUCAGCUUUGGUUGGUUUUUACUGCACACUUGGAAGGAUAAAGCUAGGAGAACAUGUUUUUGACGAGAUUUCAACAAAGGAUUUAAUUUGUUGGAAUGCAAUGAUUAAAGGGUACGGAUUGAAUGGCUGCGGGAACAAGGCACUCAAUACAUUUUCAGACAUGUUAAGUUAUGGUUUGAAGCCUAAUGGGGUGGUCUUUGCCUCUCUUUUAUCUGCUUGUGCUCAGUGUGGAUUGGAAAAGGAAGUUCGGAUGUGGUUUCGUUCAAUGAUUGACAAGUAUGGCAUUACUCCGACAGAGGCACAUUAUGCUUGUAUCGUGGACUUGCUUGUUCGAAAAGGAAAAAUUGGAGAAGCUGUUGAAUUUGUGAAAAUGCCAGUAGAGCCCGAUACAAGAAUCUGGGGUGCUCUUUUAUUGGGUUGCAAAUUAACUCAUAGACAAUAUGCAAUGCUACUAAACUUUUGUGCUGAGGACCAUUAUCAUCUGGUCACCUACUUCCUGGACCUUCUAGCACUGGACAGACGUAUGCAUAGUCUUGCAAUUUUGCAAAGUUCUCUGUUUUUGGUUGGUAAACAGUCGCCCGGCGGGUCACUGCAACCUCUUCUUCCAUGUCAAUUCUGUUAUUGUAUCCAAUUGGAAACUGAUAGAUGCAAGGAAAUUUGUCAGGGCGGAAUUCUUGAAGUGCUUCUUGUCAAUGCCAAAGACAUCAGACACACCAAUCGACUUGGUUCCCCAGCAUAUUACGUGACGGUAGAAUGUGGAAAUCAUGAACAUAGAACAAAAGUAUCCUCAGGCAAACAUGAACUUGCUUGUUGGAAUGAGAAGUUUUCAUUUGAACUCCCCACAUCUGAUUGGAAAAACAUAACUCAUAUCAAAUUCAGAAUCAUGGAAACCAAAUUGCUGAACAACGAAUCCGUUGGAGCAACCGUAAUCCAUCUUGGUGGGAUAGUUUCAGAGGGGUAUGAAAGAGGAUUCAUAGAAGUAAGGCCAGCCCCAUACAACGUAGUGCUCGAGGAGGACAACACUUACAAAGGAGAAAUAAAAAUAGGAUUCAAGUUCUUCAUCAAAGAAGAAAUAGCUCUAAUGGAAGCAAGAGAGUCUAUUGCAGAUGGGAAACUGCAAAGAAAACCGAUCUGCAGCAAAGCUAUGAACUUAUGGAGAAUUGUAUGGUUGAAGUUAUCCUGCUUCAUUGGCCACAAGAAUUCUUCCAGUGAACGAAAGACGCAAUGAAUUGAUGAUUGUUUUCAGUUUUUUAUAUGAGUUGCCUUCAUGUUAUUUGAUGGAUCACGUUGAAUUCAAAGUAGCUUUGAACUAUGCAUUUUAACAGAACCAAUGUUGUUUUGGUAAUUUAACGGUGUAGUAUCAAAGUGCAACGUUGAUGGGCAAUAAAAUUAUGUUAUUUUUUUGGACA
Molecule: messenger RNA, 2920 nt
Organism: Cucumis melo (muskmelon)
Lineage: Eukaryota; Viridiplantae; Streptophyta; Magnoliopsida; Cucurbitales; Cucurbitaceae
Product: putative pentatricopeptide repeat-containing protein At3g01580
Biological process (GO): RNA modification
Molecular function (GO): RNA binding; protein binding
Source: RefSeq, a predicted model, not a curated record